This is a messenger RNA of Carlito syrichta (Philippine tarsier), 3919 nucleotides long. RefSeq names its product patatin like phospholipase domain containing 7 (gene PNPLA7). NCBI's taxonomy places the organism in Eukaryota, Metazoa, Chordata, Mammalia, Primates, Tarsiidae. The transcript has 34 exons. The annotation marks the transcript as partial. Gene Ontology annotation, cellular component: endoplasmic reticulum. Gene Ontology annotation, biological process: lipid metabolic process. Gene Ontology annotation, molecular function: phosphatidylcholine lysophospholipase A1 activity. The record is from RefSeq and is a predicted model, not a curated record.
AUGGAGGAAGAGAAAGAUGUCUGCCCAGAGGCUGGCUUCUGCCUGGGCCCCGCGCUGCACUCCUGGGGGCUGCAGUUCAUGGAGGAGCAGUCACCGUCCACGAUGCUGAUGGGGGUUGCCGUAGGAGCUCUGCUGGCCCUGGCCCUGGCCGGCGUUGUCGUCUUCCUCGUGUACAGAAAACUUGGCUGGUUUCGACAGGUGCAGCCCAUGCCUCAGUACAGGUUCCGGAAGAGAGACAAAGUGAUGUUCUACGGCCGGAAGAUCAUGAGGAAGGUGACCACUUUGCCGCACACACUUGUGGAGAGUACAGCCCCACCCCGGCAGCGGGCCCGGAAGAGGACCAAGGUGCUGACUUUGGCCAAGAGGAUCCUGCGUUUCAAGAAGGAGUACCCCACCCUGCAGCCCAAGGAACCCCCGCCCUCCCUGCUGGAGGCUGAUCUCACAGAGUUCGACGUGAAGAACUCUCACCUGCCCUCGGAAGUUUUGUACAUGCUGAAAAAUGUCAGGGUCCUGGGCCACUUCGAGAAGCCACUGUUCCUGGAGCUUUGCAAGCACAUGGUCUUCGUGCAGCUGCAGGAGGGGGAGCACGUCUUCCGGCCAGGGGAGCUGGACACCAGCAUCUACGUGGUGCAGGACGGGCGGCUGGAGGUCUGCAUCCAGGACAUGGAUGGCACCGAGGUGGUAGUCAAAGAGGUUCUGGCGGGAGACAGUGUCCACAGCCUCCUCAGCAUCCUGGACGUCAUCACUGGUCACACUGCACCGUACAAAACGGUCUCCGCCCGUGCCGCUGUGCCAUCCACCGUCCUCCGGCUUCCGGCAGCUGCUUUCCAAGGCAUUUUUGAGAAAUACCCUGAGACCCUGGUGAGGGUGGUGCAGAUCAUCAUGGUGCGGCUGCAGAGGGUGACCUUUCUGGCUCUGCACAACCACCUGGGCCUGACCACGGAGCUCUUCAACCCUGAGAGCCAGGCCAUCCCUCUUGUGUCUGUGGCCAGCGUGGCCUCUGGGAAGGCCAAGAAGCAGAUGUUUGGCGGCCGAGAGGAGCGGCUAGAGAGGCCCCUGCGGCCUCCGGAGCCCUGCAACCCAGAUCAUGGGGGCAGCUGCUCAACCACUACCGGACCUCUGCUGAAGAGGAGCCACUCUGUCCCUCUGCCUUCUGUCCACGAGGAGAGCUCAGAUGAGCUCAAGAAGCCCCAGGCGGGUGACCCUGACCCUUCGGCCCCAUCAGGGGGCCCGACUGGUGCCACCUCAGACUUGGGGAUGGCAUGCGACCGUGCCAGGGUCUUCCUGCCCUCAGAUGAGCAACCCGGGAGCUCCAUGACCAGCAAGCCCAAGAAAAGUGUGGCUGUUGCAGAGAUACCCUCUGCAGUCUUCUGCUACUCGGAGAGCCACUCAGAUGAGACUGUCGCCAGCAGGGAGACGGACGCCAUCUUCAGAGCUGCCAAGAAGGACCUGCUCACCCUAAUGAAGCUAGAUGACCCGUCUCUGCUGGAUGGCCGAGUGGCACUUCUCCAUGUUCCUGCAGGCACUGUGGUGUCACGACAGGGAGACCAGGACGUCAGCAUCCUCUUCGUGGUCUCGGGGCUGCUGCAUGUGUACCAGCGGAAGAUCGACAGCCAGGAGGACACUUGCCUGUUCCUCACACACCCUGGGGAGAUGGUGGGCCAGCUGGCGGUGCUCACUGGCGAGCCCCUCAUCUUUACCAUCAAGGCCAACAGGGACUGUGGCUUCCUGUCCAUCUCCAAGGCCCACUUCUACGAGAUAAUGCGGAAGCAGCCACCCGUGGUCCUGGGCGUGGCACACACUGUGGUGAAGCGGAUGUCGUCUUUUGUGCGGCAGAUUGACUUUGCUCUGGACUGGAUGGAAGUGGAGGCUGGGCGUGCAAUAUACAGGCAGGGGGACAGGUCCGACUGCACAUACAUCGUCCUCAGCGGCCGGCUGCGCUCUGUGGUCCGGAAGGACGACGGGAAGAAGCGCCUGGCGGGCGAGUACGGCCGCGGAGACCUCGUUGGUGUGGUGGAGACACUGACCCAUCAGGCCAGGGCCACCACAGUGCACGCCGUUCGCGACUCAGAGUUGGCCAAGCUGCCGGCAGGAGCCCUGACGUCCAUCAAGCGCAGGUACCCUCAGGUGGUGACUCGGUUAAUUCAUCUCUUGGGUGAGAAGAUCCUGGGCAAUCUCCAGCAGGCACCUGUGGCAGGUCACCCGCUGGGGCUCCCCGCAGCAGGCAGCAAGUGGGACGCAGGAAACCCGGCUGGCAACCUGUCUACAGUGGCGGCGAUGCCCGUGUCUGAGGACGUGCCCCUCACUGCCUUUGCCCUGGAGCUCGAGCACGCCCUCAGCGCCAUUGGCCCAGUCCUGCUGCUGACCAGCGACAACAUAAAACAGCGCCUCGGCUCUGCCGCUCUGGACAGCGUCCACGAGUACCGGCUGUCCAGCUGGCUGGGGCAGCAGGAGGACAUCCACCGGAUCGUGCUCUACCAGGCAGACGGCACACUUACGCCCUGGACCCAGCGCUGCAUCCGGCAGGCAGACUGCAUCCUCAUCGUGGGGCUGGGCGAGCAGGAGCCCACGGUGGGCGAGCUGGAGCAGAUGCUUGAGAAUACGGCGGUGCGCGCCCAGAAGCAGCUGGUUCUGCUGCACAGGGAGGAGGGCCUGGCGCCGGCGCGCACGGUGGAGUGGCUCAACAUGCGCAGCUGGUGCUCCGGCCACCUGCAUCUGCGCUGCCCGCGCCGCGUCUUCUCCAAGAGGAGCCUGCCCAAGCUGAUGGAGAUGUACAGACGCGUCCUCCAGCGGCCCCCAGACCGGCACUCGGACUUCUCCCGCCUGGCAAGGGUGCUGACAGGCAACGCUAUCGCCCUGGUGCUUGGGGGAGGGGGAGCGAGAGGCUGCGCCCAGGUGGGCAUUCUCAGGGCGCUGGCGGAGUGCGGCAUCCCCGUGGACAUGGUUGGAGGCACAUCCAUCGGGGCCUUCGUGGGCGCCCUGUACGCUGAGGAGCGGAGCUGCAGCCGGACGCGGAUCCGGGCCAAGCAGUGGGCCGAGGGCAUGACGUCCAUGGUGAAGACUGUGCUGGACCUCACCUACCCCAUCACAUCCAUGUUCUCUGGCGCUGGCUUCAACAGCGGCAUCUGCAGCAUCUUCCGGGACCGGCAGAUUGAGGACCUGUGGCUGCCCUACUUUGCCGUCACCACCGACAUCACCGCCUCUGCCAUGCGGGUCCACACGGAUGGCUCCCUGUGGCGCUACGUGCGUGCCAGCAUGUCCCUGUCGGGCUACAUGCCCCCUCUCUGCGACCCCAGGGACGGACACCUGCUGAUGGAUGGGGGCUACAUCAACAACCUCCCAGCGGAUGUGGCCAGGUCCAUGGGGGCAAAAGUAGUGCUCGCCGUCGAUGUGGGCAGCCGAGACGAGACCGACCUCACCAACUAUGGCGACGCACUGUCUGGGUGGUGGCUGCUGUGGAAACGCUGGAACCCCUUGGCCACAAAAGUCAAGGUGCUGAACAUGGCAGAGAUCCAGACACGCCUGGCCUACGUGUGCUGCGUCCGGCAGCUGGAGACGGUGAAGAGCAGCGACUACUGUGAGUACCUGCGCCCCCCCAUCGACAGCUACAGCACGCUGGACUUCGGCAAGUUUGACGAGAUCUGCGAAGUGGGGUACCAGCACGGACGCACGGUGUUUGACAUCUGGGGCCGCAGCGGCGUGCUGGAGAAGAUGCUGCAGGACCAGCCCGGGACCAGCAAGAGGAAGGCGUGUGCCGUCCUCACCUGCCCCAACGCCUCCUUCACGGACCUCGCUGAGAUUGUGUCGCGCAUCGAGCCUGCCCAGGCCACCUCGGUGGACGAUGAAUCCGACUACCAGACGGAGUGGGAGGAGGAGCUGCCGGGCGGCGCCAGGGACGCGUACGCGGACUUCCAGAGCG